Neopsephotus bourkii (Bourke's parrot) is the source of this 7880-nucleotide messenger RNA. RefSeq names its product lysine demethylase 7A (gene KDM7A). Gene Ontology annotation, biological process: protein demethylation; regulation of transcription by RNA polymerase II. Lineage: Eukaryota; Metazoa; Chordata; Aves; Psittaciformes; Psittacidae. Gene Ontology annotation, molecular function: histone demethylase activity; transcription coregulator activity. The transcript has 20 exons. The record is from RefSeq and is a predicted model, not a curated record. Bases 246 to 3008 code for a protein of 920 amino acids.
CCUCCUCCUCCUCCUCCCGCCUCCGCGGGGGCCGGGUGACGCACGUGCGCGCGCCCCCGCGCGCUGUUGUCCGCUCGCGCCCGCCGGUGCGUGCGUGCGUGCGUGCGUGCCUUGCCGGCGGCGGCGGCGGGGCGCGCGCGGCGUGUGGGGCUGGCACGCGCGCUGUUGUUAUUGGUGCCGCCGGCCGCGGCGCAGGGAGGAGGAGGGGGAGCGGGCGGGCGCCUCAGUCAGUGAGUUCUUUAAAGAUGGCCGGAGCGGCGGCGGCCGCCGCGACCCCCGUGUACUGCGUGUGCAGGGAGCCCUACGACGUGAGCCGCUUCAUGAUCGAGUGCGACAUCUGCAAGGACUGGUUCCACGGCAGCUGUGUUGGGGUAGAGGAGCACCAUGCUGUUGACAUUGAUCUAUACCAUUGUCCCAACUGUGCAAUUCUCCAUGGACCUUCUCUAAUGAAGAAGAGGAGGAACUGGCACAGACAUGACUACACAGAAUUGGAUGAUGGUUCCAAGCCUGUGCAGGCUGGAACGCGGACCUUCGUUAAACAGCUGCGGGCUCGCUCUUUCCCAAGUGCUGAUGAAGUAAUUUUGAAAAUGCAUGGGAGCCAGCUGACACAAAGAUACUUGGAGAAACAUGGGUUUGAUGUUCCCAUUAUGGUUCCUAAAUUAGAUGGUCUGGGGCUCAGGCUUCCUCCGCCAACUUUCUCCGUUUUAGAUGUGGAACGCUAUGUAGGUGGUGACAAAGUGAUAGAUGUAAUAGAUGUAGCAAGACAAGCAGACAGUAAAAUGAAGCUCCAUAAUUAUAUUAAGUAUUUCACAAAUCCUGACCGGCCAAAAGUAUUGAAUGUGAUCAGCCUGGAAUUCUCGGACACAAAGAUGUCUGAAUUAGUGGAAGUACCAGAUAUUGCCAGAAAGCUUUCAUGGGUGGAAAAUUACUGGCCAGAUGAUUCUGUCUUCCCUAAGCCUUUUGUUCAGAAGUAUUGCUUGAUGGGUGUCCAGGACAGCUAUACUGAUUUUCAUAUCGAUUUUGGAGGAACAUCAGUUUGGUACCAUGUUCUCUGGGGUGAGAAGAUAUUCUAUUUGAUCAAGCCCACUGAUGAAAAUUUGGCUCUGUAUGAGUCUUGGAGUUCAUCUGUCACCCAGAGUGAAGUAUAUUUUGGGGACAAGGUUGACAAAUGUUACAAAUGUGUUGUGAAGCAAGGACACACUUUAUUUGUUCCAACAGGCUGGAUUCAUGCUGUGCUCACGUCUCAGGAUUGUAUGGCUUUUGGAGGAAACUUUUUGCACAACCUCAACAUUGGCAUGCAGCUCAGGUGUUAUGAAAUGGAGAAGAGGCUAAAAACCCCUGAUCUUUUCAAAUUUCCUUUCUUUGAAGCCAUCUGUUGGUUUGUGGCCAAAAACUUACUGGAAACAUUGAAAGAACUGAGGGAAGAUGGUUUCCAGCCUCCAAGCUAUUUAGUGCAAGGAGUGAAGGCUUUACUUACCGCUUUAAAAUUAUGGAUGAAGAAAGAACUUGUAACAGAACAUGCCUUUGAAAUUCCAGACAACAUUAGGCCUGGACAUCUCAUAAAAGAGCUCUCAAAAGUGAUUCGUUCUGUAGAGGAGGAAAACAGCAAACUAGUUAAAACUCAGGGAAUUCUUGGUGUGUGUCCAACUUCACGGUCUUCGCAUGAAACAACUUACCCUCACCACUCCAGACGAAGGGUGAGGAAACUGCGAGACCAUGCUACCAAAACUCCUUCUAAUCUGGACAUCCUGGAACUCCACACUAGGGAGGUACUGAAAAGGCUGGAGAUGUCACCGUGGGAGGAGGCAAGUAUUAAUGAUACCACAAGCUCAAAACUGAACGGGAGAUUUAACAAGCCACUUCAGCCGUCAUCUACAAUACCUGAAUGGCGAACAAAAGACAAUGAUCUUCGCCUUCUGCUGUCAAAUGGAAGAAUAAUAAGAGAUGAGAGACGCCCAUUUACAGAUCGAAGUCUUUACACAGCAGAUAGUGAAGAUGAAGAUGACAGGACAAGAUCAAAAAAGAUGACUGUUAAGGUAGAAGACCAGCCCUCAGGAUUUGAGGGAGAAGGGAAUGCAGAUGCCCAGAAACCACUGAACAUGUUCUUUGAAAGUGUGAAAUCAGAACUCAGGAAUGGAUCCUCAGAGUACUCUGAUAUUUCUGAUUCAGAAGAAUCUGAGCCUGAUUGCACUACACAGAAGAAUUCCUCCACAGAGGAGUCAGAAAGCUCAGGUGAUGAAGAGAAACAGGAAGUAACAUCGAAUUUCAAAGAGGAAUCUAAGGUCACAAGAGACCUCUGUCAAAAUACCCAGAAGCCAUCCAGAAAUGAAACUCCCAGUAAAAAGGAAUGUCCUACCUCGACAAGUACAGAAGAAGAAGCUAUUCAGGGCAUGCUUUCUAUGGCAGGAUUGCACUAUACUACAUGUUUACCAGGUCAUACUCAAAGCACAGACUGCACAGCUAAAAGAACCUCUCUUCAGGAACACAGAAGCUACCCCAGGAGUCGGCAUAAAGACAGACAGCCAUCUCAGAGCCACAAAACAAUUGAAUGUGGUAGGUCUGUGAAGGAAGAGGAAGGAGACUUGGGGACUUCAGCAUGGGCUAGACACCUGAAUGAAACAUCGAGGAUUACGCCUCAGGAUACAAAUAAAACUCAAAAAUAUAUCAAGAAAGAUGGUGCAUCAGAAGCUAAUCAUAAGGUUCAGGAAAACAGAAGUAUAGUCCACAACAACAGCUUGAGUUUUCAGCAUGGCAAGUAUACACGAGACUCCGGUCUAAUUCAAGAAUGUCGGCUGAGUGAUGGCAGCCUUAGCACUGACAGGCUGUAUGGUGAAACAUCCUUGUCUGUACCACUUCAUCCAACAAAGAGGCCAGCAUCAAACCCACCCCCUAUCAGCAACCAGGCGACAAAAGGCAAACGUCCAAAGAAAGGAAUGGCAACUGCUAAACAGCGCCUUGGGAAGAUCUUGAAGCUGAACCGGAAUGGCCAUGCACGCUUCUUUGUUUAAUGUAGCUGCUACUUCUACUACUGCUGUCUUUCCUACACAGACCAGUAUUGAGGUCAACAGAGCCUGGAGCUGCUGUUAUGCCUCUGCUUGAAGCAGACUUGCAUGUACCAUAGAAAACACUGCCUGAUGAACAAAAAUAAGAAAGGAAAAAAAGCAAAACACACACACAAAAAACCAACCCAAUGCUGCAUUUUCACUGUGCCACACCUGCUCAGCAAUAAACCAUAUGGGAAUGGGGAAAUCUUCAGAGAGACAUGGACUGUGAGAAAUAGUCUCUCAUCAGGGCUUGAAUAUCAUUUGUUGCUGGUAGUUUCUGAUCUAUUAAUGGGGGGAAGAUGAUGAAGGUGGUUUAUCAAUAAUUUAUUUCUGAUAGAUUUUUGACAACUUUUAAAUUCAUUUAAGAAACUAUUUAUUUGGAAGACUUUUUUUGUGGGGUUGUUAAUUUAGAUUUAAGAAUGUGAAAGUUUUUAAUUGUUUUGAUAAUGUAUGUUUGGUGCAGUGGAGAGCCACAUUAAUUGUGAUUAGUCUGGACUCCUAAAUUUGAUAUUCAGGUUGUAGUCUUAAAUAGGGGUGAGAUUCAUUAUUAAUUAUUUUUAAAUUAAAGCAUAUGGAAUAUUUUUUUUCCUGCUUUUUGUAAGCUAUUGGCUGGGCUUCUUUUGACUUGCAAGUUGUGUAUUCUCUGCCAGCUUGAUUAUUUUUUGACCUGUCCUCUUUAAUACAGAUUUAUUUAUUUGAUGGACUAGAAGAGACUCCUAAUGACAGAAGAAUCUUCUGUCAAUCCAGUAGCUAACUUGUGUUAAACUGCACCCCUUUCCUCCAAAUUGGACUGCAUACUUCUCCUCCUGAUGAUCUGUCUGUGAUGAUGUUCUUCUGUGAAAAGGCUUCCUGAAAUUGUAUGUGUACAGGUUAUUUAGGAGUUGGUACAAAGGAGGAAAAACUAAUGCAUCUUUUUGGAGGAAUGGGGGCAUCAGUUAAGAUAAAUGUUUCUUCAGAACAAUUACUCUCAAGUAACUCAUAAGAUACACAUUGCAGUCUUAAGAUUUGGUGUAUUAAUGUAGCAUGGAAGAAGCAUUAAAAUAUUGUACUUCAAACACAUUUUACUGAAGAGUCAGGAAGGCAGGAAAUCUGUUCCUUUCAAAGCUGGGCGAGACAGCCAGUUGAAAGUCUUAACUGGUGCAUAUAUGAGCAUUAAGUAGCUUACUGGUAUCAGAAUGAUCAUUUGUGUCAGGCUUCAUACAGAGCUGAUAGCAAAUGCCAAUUCUGAAUUAUUGUAAAUAAUUUUUAUUUUAAAUUUGUAUUUUUCUGUAAUAUAAUAUUAAAUAUUUAACUUCUGGGGGAUGGGGAUGAAGGCGGAAAGGGGGAAUACUUUUACUUGAUUCUGGAAAUAGGGCAUUUGUGGGGUCCAGCCAAAAUGUAAAGAUUAAUGUGUUAGUAACAACAAUAUUGUUGGUUGGAGUUUUUUUGCUUGCCAAGAGUAAAAAUACUCAGGCGUAGCUAUCAAAGUAAUUGAAUUCAUUAACUUUUCUUACCAGUUUUUCCUUCCUCCAUAUUCUAUGCUGGAAUAGGUUUCUUUUCUUGUAAUUUAAAAACAAAUUCAGUUGGACUUUCCUGAAUACUUGUGCAGUUUUUAAUCUGAGCUAAAUUAUGAAUGCUUUUACAAAUAUAUGGAAAUAGUUUUAAUGUCAGGUGGUUUUGUUGCAGGGCCACUGCACUAUGUUUCUAAAUUGAGAAACAUCAAAACUUAAUGCAACUGCAAAUAAGUCAGGUAGCUUUCAUGGCUUUACUUCCUCUGGAACAUUGCUCUGACUUUGUAGUUCUGUGUGUGUAUGUCUGGGUGAAUUUUUUUAACCUUGUUUUGUUUGCAGAUUAUCGGUUCACAAAAGCAUGUUUUCAGAUUUGGGUUUGAUUGGUUUGUGGGUUGGUUUUUUUUGGUUUUAAUUUAAUGCAAGCUCUCAGCCUUCUUUAGCCUAUGGGGAACACAAGUAGCAAAGGAUUUCUAGAAAGUAGAAGAUAGGCUUAGAGGUACUCUAUAGGGGCUGAAAGUGACUGUUAAGUACUUACUGUUCUCAGGUGCUGUUGUCCAGAUAGAAAUAGACAAAAGAGAAAAUUUUAACUAUCUGCUAAUAUGUUCUCACCAAAGCAAGUCAAAGAAAUAAACUGUGUAUAUACCCUCUGUGCUUAAGCUUGAGCAAAUGGAUUAAUGCCUGCCAGGCUUUGGAAACUGUUUUAGCUUUAGCGUAUUGAACCAAACUGUUUCGUUCUUUCUGGCUGUAUAAUUUUUCAGAGUAGAAAAUUCCAGUUUAAGGCAGCAAUCAGAUUCAGAGCAGAAUGGAGAAUGAGCUUUCUCUCUUUCAAGGCAGAUUUGUGAGAACGCUUAACUGAAAUAGAAGUAUGCCAGAAUAGAAUCUGGAGCAAGGAAUUUUAAAAUACGGAGUAUGCUUUCUUGUACAUGUGACUGGCUUACGCAGUGUCUCUAACCAUCCACAUUGUUUAUCUGUAUCUUACUUAUUGGAACACAGAUGUGGCUGGACCCAUAUAUAUUAUUUCUUCUUGGGUUUAUUCUUUCUUUACUUUCUACCUUUUGUGUUGUUUUUUUUUCUUUUUUUCCAAAGUGGCUCUCCACUGUCAUCAGUUUAUGUAAUAGCCUUUUCGCAGGCUGUCAACGUGCAGAGGUUCAUUCCCAUUUUCUUCAGAUAUCAAUGCUUCCAGUAGAAGUUAAUUCUGAUGUCCCACCUCAGAACAAGUAAUUCAAAAGAAAUUGCAAUGAUAAGCAGUGUUAAAAAAAAAAAAAGAAAAAAAAAAGGGGGGGGGAGGGAGGAGGAAUAAAAAGAAAAAAAAAUGGGGGGGAGGAGACAAGGGGAAGUCUCCUGGUAGCUCAUGAAGAGGAUGUGGUGACCUCACUUGUUUUGUGUACUUGUAUGUAGGGAUAUUUUUAUUGUGUUCUAGAUGAAAACACUACUGCACCAAUCUUUCUGUAGAUGGACUGAACCUUGUGUUGUUGUAGUGGAGAGAAAAAGCCCUAUUUUUUAACUUGCUGUCUCACUUGGGGUGGAAGAGAGAGGGAGUAGGGAACACUGACUGGACAACCAAGAGAAUUAAGCCUGCUAUGGUAACUCAUUUGCAAGGAUAAUCUUUUUUGAAAAGUCAGAGAACUUGGAUUUGGCAUAAAACUUAAUAUCUUUUUUUAUUUUGUAGACAGAACAGUGGGACAUGAAAUAUCGUAGAGGUUUUCCCGUUCUCUUAAGUUCUCAAGUUCCUGCAAUUGGAGAAAAAAAAACAAAAUAGAACCAGGAAAAUGGAAAGACCACCUAGAAAAAACUGUAUCAAAGACUCUUCCAGCAACUUUCCCUUUUCUUCUCCUACUAUACUUGCUAAUAAACCCUGGCUACAAGGUAGCCUUUGUUGACCUCUGAGGUAGAUUACCUAUGCAACCUGUAAUACUCCACAUGAAUCCAUUCUUAAAGACAAUUUUGAAAGGGUUAGAUGUUGAGAGUUUAAAUUACUGCAUUCUGAUCACAUGGGAGAUUUGGGGCCUUUCUUUUUUUGAUAGUUGAAGUGCUUGUGUUACCUUUAGUAGACAUGGAAGAGAGCACAGUGUCAUGAUCACAUUUUAGAUCCUUCAGCUUUCCCUAGGCUUUGCUAUAUGGCAUAAGCUACCUUCAUUCACAAGGCCAUUAAGUUGUAGAUGUUGAAGGUUUUUGCAGGGUUUCAGAGUUGGAGCUGUUGUGAACCUUGCUUUAGUAAUUGUGGAGACUAAGAGAACCGAAGCUAGAACAACCCGCUACUACAAGCCUGUAACUAGUGCCCUGUUUAGGCUCCACAUGCCCACCUAUCCGUUCACACCCCAGCCGUGACCCCCAAGUCUAGUGUCUUUCCAGAUUUUCAUUCACGUGAUACUUCCAGACCAUUAAAAGCUGUUUCUAGCUCUGAGGUUGAGUGAGCCCAGAGCUAUUCUUUUACAGAAGAAAUGUAAAUGGAACCAAGGGCCUUACUGUUUGUGGUUAAACAAGAUUGAAAGCUGCAACAUCCAUUUUUCCAAAAAGAAAAAAAAUAUACCACAACAAAAAACACCGUAGUAACCCUCUUUGUGGGAGAGUAUGAGUGAGAAAUCACGCAGUGGAUGGGAAAUACAAGUAGCACUGAUAAGGAAAUGCAUGUUCUUCAUAGGCUGCAUUUCUGUUUGGAAAAAAAGACUUUUUCUACUUUUAAUAUAAAUUAAGCCAUAAGAGUUUCAUGCUGUGGGAAGGGAAUGAAAGGGAUCACUUUAAGAGAUUAUAUUGAUACGUAUUGUCACUUCUGCUGGGAAAUGUCUAUUGCUGCCAAUGCUUUGGUGAAUCUUUUUUUUGUUUGUUUUUUAAAAAACCCAUGGAAUUUGAAAAAAAAAAAAGGGGGGGGGCUAGUUCUUGGCUGUAUUACUAGUUUUGUAGUAAGGUUUUGCUGGCCCAUUUGUCUUUUCCUCUCCUUUUUCUACUCUUGUAGCCUAAUUUCUAUCGUUCCUUCUAAUGUCUCUGAAAAUACUAGCUUGUCUGUCACUAGGGGUCGGUGUAUGUGUGUCUUCCUUUUUACAGAAACGCACUACUGUGUUAAGUAUUUGGCUGGGAAAUGGGAUGCUGCAGCUUUAAGAGCAAUUUUUUCAAUUCAUAACAGUAUUUCCCAUCCUCUUUUGCCUGCAGGCAGGGAAAGUGUAUGUACAGUAUUUAUUUUGUUUCGAUUUUACUUUAAAUUUGUAAGUUUCUAUAAGUAGUUCACAUUGAUUAUUCUAGAGGAGGACAAGUGGCUUUGUUUAAAUUUGUAUUUGAUAUUCAUAGUUUCCACUUUCUGUACUUUAAAAUACUGAAAUUAAAAAAUUGUAUUGCUUAUGUUUUGAUUUUA